GUGCUUUGACGCAAAUGCCCCCCCCCCACACGUUCUUCACUCAACUCCUCCCAAAAAUAUUGCUAUCGGUGGUUAGUAGCGAGCAAAGUGUUUUUGUUUACAAAUUCGCCAUGGCCCAAAGUAUUGAAGGUGACAAGCGCAGAUCGGGUCAGACUGGGAAAAGUCUAUGCCAAUGCAAGAGUCCCCAUGACAACGGUAAUGUGGCCAUGCACGACCCUGAAUGCAGCGCCAUACUGGAACUAGAUUCAAAAGAAUCAUCUGAGGAAUCUUCAGAAGAAGACAUUGUGAAGUGUUCUGCAGAGCCAGAGGUUGUAGGCCCAGCCAAUGCAGCCAUGGAGCUGGAAAGGAGGGUUGAGGAGAUGAGGAGGCGAAAUGAGGCUUUGCUGAAACGGUUUAAUGAAGUUGAGGAGGACAGGAGAAGGGCUGAGCGUAGGGGGGCAGCCCUGCUGCCCAAAAGCACCAAACUGGUCAAAACCAGUUAUUCAGCUCAUACCACUGAUGUGUCGGACCAGUGGGAGAGCCUCACCAUCACCGUAAUGAACCAGGACUCCCGUUUGGUGGCAAGGCGGUCUAAUGGAGGCAGCAGGCAGCCCAAAUCACGGAGGUUGGAGGACCGCCUGGAAAAGAGAUGUGGGGAGGAGAAAAACAUUUUGGAGGAAAGGCAGCUGAUAAUCUGCACUAUAGACAACGGUGAGGAUGCAGGAGACUACUGCACAGACCACAGUGGCAGCACAUCGGACGUAGAGAGGCGAGAGUACCUACGCUGGAAGAAGAGACGCAACCGCUCGAUUGUGGAACUGCUCGGCCAACACCAGGACGAUCUGGUAGAACACCUACAGAGCAGCAAGGAUCAGAUGGAACUGCUCGACCAGGAUGACAUGGCAGUACACCUCCAGAGCAGCAGGGAGCAGAUGGAACUGCUCGACCAGGACGACCUGGCAGUACACCUCCAGAGCAGCAGGGAGCAGCGUAAGAAGGCCCGUUAGCUGGACAAUGACAUAAUUCAAAUUUUCUUGUUCAGUCAACCACUGUUAGUAUUUGUGCAUGUUUAUUGGUGUAUUGCACUUUAUUUCUUGAUAUUUUCACUGUGAAUGUUAAAUUUUUCUGUACUUUAUAAACAACCUGUAAAAUGAGCAACCACAAGCUCUUAUCUCACACUUUCUCUGACAGAGAUAAAGUAGAGGGAGAAUACAGUUAACACUCAAUGUACUUGACUUCUCUCAUCUCUUAUUCUAGCAUGAUGCCCAGUGGAGAUGGACCGCCAUGGUCCUUGAUUAAAAGUUUUGUCUUUUACUUUGGGUUUUAUAUCCAAACCGUAACUUAGUUUGUACAUUGAUAUGGUUCUGUUUGUGUAAUGACGUGUUCCCUGAAUUCCCCUGUUCUAAAGGUUACUUUUGUCUGUGUAGCUGAUGUCCAAUUUGAUACAAGGUGGAGACUUCCUGAAUUUGUUCCAAUAUAAACUUUUUUUGUUCUGGUUGCUUCCAUUUUGGUUCUUAAACAGUUUACAAAAAGAAUACUCACCUGGAGAACAACUACUGAAGUUUACCGACUGUCAUGUUAGGUACAAUAUAUACCAGUGACCCAUUUUUGAUUGAAACCUCCUCUUAAGGGAAAAUUUAAUUGGUAUAGAGGAAGCAAUUAAGUGGUCCUCAUUACGAGAGAGUGGCUGUUCCGAUGUCGUUUGACCAGAUCAACGGGGCCUGCGUCACUAGAUACGUUUGACACAAAUCCCAAGUCAUGGUAUCUAUAUUAGCAUUUUUCACCCAUCCCCAGGGAAACAACCAAAGCAUGGAUUUAUCUUUUACCUUGUCCAUAGACUGCUUACAGGGUAAUGAAACUAAGUUAUUUGGGAGAACUAUACCAUUAGUGGAUCUGAGUGGAUAGGUACUGUAGACAUUUGUCAGAUACUGUAAUGACAAGUUGAUUUUAUAUCAAAUUUAUUUAUAUAGCCCUUACAUCAGCUGAUAUCUCAAAGUGCAGUACAGAAACCCAGCCUAAAAGCCCAAACAGCAAGCAAUGCAGGUGUAGAAGCACGGUGGCUAAGAAAAACUCCCUAGAAAGGCCAAAACUUAGGAAGAAACCUGGAGAGGAACCAGGCUAUGAGGGGUGGCCAGUCCUCUUCUGGCUGUACCGGGUGGAGAUUAUAACAGAACAUGGCCAUCUCUGGUUAAUGUUUCUCAAUUUAAACCCCAAACUACCUUGAACAUUGACCCUCGUAGCGAGUGGGGGAUUUUUUGCGUUGUCAGUUUGUCCUCUUGGCCGACCGUCUCUGCCAGCUCUGCACCAAGACAUUUCACAUAUGGAAAUACAGUAUAUUGCAACCUAAUAAGCACACUCCAAUUGGGAUGUGCAUAAUACAGUUUAGAAUAGCCUUCAUAGGCUAUUCACAACUUUCCCAAGUCACGGCAUGCAUCCGGAGUAGUUAUUAAACCAACAGAUUAUGACGUGCAAUUAAAUGGUGGGAGGAAGCAAAUUAAUUCCCAGAAGAGCUUGUUCUCAGACAAUACAGUGUGGAUGGUUUGGCGGGGGAGUAUUUUUACUAUGGGGUUGGAAUGCCUCGCCAUAUUAGGGAGUUGUAAAGAUGACAAAUCCCUGUGUUAAAUCUUCAACCAAAAUCCUGUUGAAAGGAGACUACAACAUGACUGACUAAAGUGUUGGUAUGUUUUAUAUCAAGGUCAAAUGUCUCUUUAAAUCACAAUUCCAUGUGUUUUAUGACAGGUCAUUGUCUGGCUUUUAAUAACUUCAUGGUAUACUUCAUGAGGUGUGAAGUCACUUAACAACAUGACGAGACUUUGUCUGUUGGCACAAUAGAAUAAGCCUGCCUCUGAAUUGUUUUGGCCAACGUUGACCUUUGGGGCUUCAUUGAGUUGUUUUGGCUAUUGUUUACCCACUAGGUUUAGAAUAGGCCCAAACAUCUUAACAAAUAUACAUCAAACAACUCUACGUGGCUUCUCUGGGUUAGUCUUCAUGACACAAGUGUGAGUAAAUUGUUCACGUCUGUAGAAAUUGGCAUCAAUCACUGAACCGUGCUCUGUGUUGUCCCAGUCUCACAUGGUAUGUAGUACACUGAUUGAAAGUAUGGUCCCUAUAGCCACACGUCAUCCUUUUUUAAUCCUUUACUGUGGUUCAGUGUUCCCUAGUGGCAUGCAGGGACUUAAGACCUUGGCUGGUGGUGGUGGAUGUCCUCUGCAGGUGUGUGCUUGUGUGUAUUGUGUUCGCGGGCAACGUUGGGAUUUUGAUGCCUAUAAGUCAUUUAGUUUUCACUUCGACACCUGCAGAGAUUAGGGCCCUGAAGAGGACAAAUGCCUCUGCUGCUAACGCUGUCCACUCUCUAUAUUAUCAGGCUUACAUAAAACCCACCCAAUGAUUAAAAAGUGAUUGCAAAGACCUAGGUGUCCUGAUCCUCUUUGCCUCAGUCAACCUACUCUGAAUCCAUGUAUGUAUUGGCAUCUUUUCACUUGCUGUGCAGACGAAACCAUUGCUAGUGGGGCACGAUGCUCUUAGGGACUCAUGACGUUGUUCCGGUUGCUUCUCUCCUAGUUGUGUACUGUAUGCUGUUAGAAUCUAUGCUAACAGCAUGUCUAUAAACAUGGUAUCGCUAAUGGAUUAGGGUUAAAUGGGAGAACAGUGGCAAGUGUUACUGAGUGGACCGUCCUGGCUAAGUAAAUGUAGUAAGAAGUGGUAGUUGCAUCACUUGGUGUCCACUCCAAGGAGAUAGUAGGAGUUGGAAGAGACUGGGCGCCAUGGCAAUUUUCAUUUAGUGUCUUUGACUGGUCAGUCCCUGAGUAAACAUUCUUAAACCUUGGAAGAGUCAUGCAAGGAUGAGGAACCUAUUUUUAUUAUCUGAGAAUGUUUUACAUCUUAUCUGGUUCAUAGUCGCCUAUCUAAUCUACAAUCGGUCAGAUAAAACCAUCAAUUAUUACUUGAGAAGGGACAAACACUUUUUUUCCUGUGGUUAACUUCCUCCUCGUAAUAUGGUUACAUAUUUCUAAUGACCAGUGAGGAGUCCGAUGGCUGCUCAGGGGUUGGGGACACAGGCCAAGAACACUCACUUAUAUCCUUACUAAUAUCUGCAUAGGGUUAAAUCAGAUGCCAUGUUGAUGAGAAACAUCUAGUUGAUUAUUAAUUUUUUGGUUCUGAAGAAGAAUUAUUAUUUUGGCAUACUCCUAUUCCCAUGGAACCCGAUGUUAUUGUUUUACCAGGCAUGUGUAUAAAUAGCCAACAGGAAUGACUAGUUACAAACACCUUCAUUUGUUGCUUUAUUAAGAGAUGGAGUCUGUCUGUGUUCUGCUGCUGUUGCUGUGCUGCUGCAGUCUGUCUGGUGCGCAAGUUGUGAGCAGUAGUGAGGGAAACGUCGCAAGCGAAAGCUCUCCACACGUUGACGACAAAGUAGGAAACUACUGGAUGAAUGAGCCUCAGGUGAAGUGGCAGGCACCACCGGCUCCCAAUCGGACAUCUACACUUAGUGUCAAAAUGGAAAGAAGAGACCUAAGGUGGCGUUCUCAGCAUCACUCUUCCCAUCAUCUCAACACAAAGGGCCCUUUAAAAUUGACACCACCCUGAUAUUCACAAAUGUUAUCACAAACAUUGGCAAAGCGUACAACUCUGGAACAGGUGUCUUUGCUGCACCGGUGAGAGGGGUCUACUACUUCACGUUCACUUGCAGUUCUGGGACUACAGGAAAAGUGAAUGCGGCCCUGUUGAAGAAUGGCCAAAAUAUGGCUGCAAUGAUUGAAAAUAGUAAUACUGACAGCAUGGGGUCAAAUAGUGUAAUACUGCAGUUAGAUGAAGGUGAUCAUGUUAUCAUUAUCCUCUGGAGGGACAACAGCAUCUAUGACAAUGGAUACAGGAGCACAUUCACUGGUGUUCUGCUCUUUCCAAUGUGAGGAGAGCAUACCAUUUGCUUUUUGUAACUAUAAUGAUUGUAAAGUUUUGUAGGAAUGUAUGUACAAUAAUCAAACACUGAUGUUCGUCAUCCUUCAGGAAAUACUACAGGUGCAUUUCUCCAACGUUUAUGCAAACAGGAUUCUAAAGGUUUUACAAAUGUAUGAUUUAUAAAGAUUCUUAAUCACCAAUAGAGUAAACCUGGUUUAUCAGAUGUCGCAGAUGCAUAGGAAUCCCCCCACUAAGAUAUCCAGCACUAACUACAGUGAGCCUGAGAACACUGUACUAGAGCAUAUGUGUAAGGACCGACGCCAGAGAUGAGAAGCAGGUACGGGGAGUCAACAUUUCAUCAGGAACAAACAGGUAACAGGACAGGAACAGCGUCAGCACACGGGUAAACAAGGACAUAUGACAAUCAAUGCAGAAGCAGGGAACAGAGUUGGGAACCAGACAGAUAUAGGGAAGGUAAUGACAGAGGUAAUUGAGUCUAGGUGAGUCCAAUAAUCGCUGAUGCGUGUGACGGGGGGAAGGCAGGUGUGCGUAAUGAUGAUGGCAGAAGUGCUGGGGAGCCUGGUGCCCUCGAGCGCCAGGGGGGAAGAGCGGGAGCAGAAGUGACAAUAUGUUUAGUUUAAAUGGAUUUUUUUCACUUCUUAUGUUACCAAGGAGCCUCAGAAACUGUAUGUACCAUACAUACUGCAGUCUCACAGAAAACAGUUUUGUUAACAUAACCUAAUUUUAUAAAAUCCUUUUUGUUCUGUUCUGGAAAAUAAAACAAAUAUAAGGAUCCAACCUA
Messenger RNA from Salvelinus fontinalis (brook trout), 5677 nucleotides. RefSeq lists its product as uncharacterized. Lineage: Eukaryota; Metazoa; Chordata; Actinopteri; Salmoniformes; Salmonidae. The record is from RefSeq and is a predicted model, not a curated record. The transcript has 8 exons. Bases 15 to 986 code for a protein of 323 amino acids.